CCCGGAAGCGAUUCUUCGGCUCGGGUCACGUGGCGGGGGCGGAGGCCCAGCCCCGGGAGGCAGCGGCGGCGCCUGGGGAGUUUAUAAAAUAUUUAAUCUCAUUCAUGAGUCGAACUUCCUUUUUAAGUCAUGGAUGACAAGGCCUCUGUUGGAAAAAUCAGUGUGUCUUCAGACUCGGUAUCCACUCUUAACAGUGAAGAUUUUGUCUUGGUUUCCAGGCAAGGAGAUGAAACGCCAUCUACAAAUAAUGGUAGUGAUGAUGAAAAAACAGGACUGAAGAUUGUAGGUAAUGGAAGUGAACAGCAGCUUCAGAAGGAACUUGAAGACGUGCUGAUGGAUCCACCCAUGGAAGACCAGCCAAGUGAUCGGGAACAUGGGGAAGACAGUCGGGCUGAUGGAGAAGAAGAGCCCAUCAUUCUUGAGGCUUCGGCAUCCUCUACCAUUAACCCAGUGUCCAUGGCAGGACCCCAGAAACCCGAGAUGAGCCUGCCAGUGAAGCCAGCACAGGAAGAAUGCGAGGAGCCAAGCCCUUUUACGCCCAUAGCCGACGAAGACAGCGUGGUGUUCAGCAAGCUCACGUACUUGGGCUGUGCCUCUGUGAAUGCCCCCAGGAGCGAAGUGGAGGCCCUGAGGAUGAUGUCUAUCUUACGAAGCCAGUGCCAGAUUCCUUUAGACGUGACCUUGUCAGUGCCUAACGUGUCUGAAGGAACUGUGAGGCUCUUGGAGCCUCAGUCAAAUACAGAAAUAGCAAAUUACCCAAUCUACAAAAUCCUUUUCUGUGUGCGAGGGCACGACGGAACCCCGGAGAGCGACUGCUUUGCUUUCACCGAAAGCCACUACAAUGCGGAGCUCUUCAGGAUUCAUGUCUUCCGGUGUGAAAUCCAAGAAGCGGUGAGUCGAAUACUGUACAGCUUUGCCACUGCCUUCCGCCGAUCUGCCAAACAGACUCCACUUUCUGCCACAAUGACCCCACAGACUCCUGACAGUGACAUUUUCACAUUUUCCGUAUCUCUGGAAAUCAAGGAAGAUGAUGGGAAAGGUUAUUUCAGUGCAGUUCCCAAAGACAAGGACAGACAAUGCUUUAAACUCCGCCAAGGGAUUGAUAAGAAGAUUGUGAUUUAUGUCCAGCAAACUACUAACAAAGAACUUGCUAUUGAGAGGUGUUUUGGCCUUCUCCUGAGUCCAGGCAAGGAUGUUCGGAGUGGUGACAUGCACCUUUUAGACUUGGAGUCCAUGGGCAAAAGCUCUGAUGGGAAAUCAUAUGUAAUCACGGGGAGCUGGAAUCCAAAGUCUCCCCACUUCCAGAUUGUAAAUGAAGAAACUCCUAAAGAUAAAGUGCUGUUCAUGACUACAGCUGUCGAUUUGGUGAUAACUGAGGUUCAGGAACCUGUCCGGUUCAUUCUGGAAACGAAAGUUCGAGUUUGCUCGCCUAAUGAGAGGUUGUUCUGGCCCUUCAGCAAACGUAGUUCCACUGAAAACUUCUUCCUAAAACUAAAACAGAUAAAACAGAAGGACCGAAAGAAUAGUUCUGACACAUUAUAUGAGGUUGUGUGCCUUGAAAGUGAAUCGGAAAGGGAGAGGAGAAAAACCACAGCCAGCCCCUCUAUUCGUCUGCCACAGUCGGGGUCCCAGGGUUCAAUGAUUCCUUCUCCUCCAGAAGAUGAUGAAGAGGAAGAUAAUGAUGAACCACUACUGAGUGGUUCGGGAGAUGUUUCCAAAGAGUGUGCUGAAAAAAUUCUUGAAACCUGGGGAGAUCUGCUUUCCAAAUGGCACCUCAAUCUGAGUGUGAGGCCAAAGACUUUGUCAACAUUGGUGAGAAGUGGAGUCCCUGAGGCACUGCGAGGAGAAGUAUGGCAGCUGCUAGCGGGAUGUCACAACAAUGACCACCUGGUAGAAAAAUACCGGAUUCUCAUCACAAAGGAGUCUCCCCAGGACAGUGCUAUCACUCGAGACAUCAAUCGCACGUUCCCAGCUCAUGAUUACUUUAAGGAUACUGGGGGAGAUGGCCAGGACUCCUUGUACAAAAUAUGCAAGGCCUAUUCUGUCUAUGAUGAAGAGAUUGGCUAUUGUCAAGGCCAGUCAUUUCUUGCUGCUGUGCUGCUUCUGCAUAUGCCUGAAGAACAGGCUUUUAGUGUUCUGGUCAAAAUCAUGUUUGAUUAUGGACUCAGGGAACUUUUCAAACAAAACUUUGAAGACUUGCACUGCAAAUUUUACCAGCUGGAGCGCCUCAUGCAGGAGUAUAUUCCUGACCUGUACAACCACUUUCUGGACAUCAGUCUUGAAGCCCACAUGUAUGCUUCCCAGUGGUUUCUUACCCUUUUCACUGCAAAAUUCCCUCUAUACAUGGUCUUCCAUAUUAUCGACUUGCUGUUAUGUGAGGGUAUAAGUGUUAUUUUUAAUGUUGCACUGGGAUUAUUAAAAACUACCAAGGAUGAUCUAUUACUGACUGACUUCGAAGGAGCUUUGAAGUUCUUCCGUGUACAGCUGCCCAAGAGGUACCGCUCAGAGGAAAAUGCAAAAAAGCUGAUGGAGUUGGCAUGCAAUAUGAAGAUCAGCCAGAAGAAGCUGAAGAAAUAUGAAAAAGAAUAUCAUACCAUGAGGGAGCAACAAGCACAACAGGAGGAUCCUAUAGAGAGGUUUGAGCGAGAGAACCGGCGUCUGCAAGAAGCAAACAUGAGGCUCGAGCAAGAAAAUGAUGACCUUGCACAUGAACUGGUCACCAGCAAGAUCGCACUUCGAAAGGACUUGGAUAACGCGGAAGAAAAGGCAGAUGCAUUGAAUAAGGAAUUGCUUAUGACCAAACAGAAGUUAAUCGAUGCAGAAGAAGAGAAACGACGACUAGAGGAUGAGUCUGCUCAGCUGAAGGAGAUGUGUCGUAGGGAACUAGACAAGGCAGAGUCAGAGAUUAAGAAGAACAGCUCUAUUAUUGGUGACUACAAGCAGAUUUGUUCCCAGCUGAGCGAGCGACUGGAGAAGCAACAAACAGCAAAUAAAGUUGAAAUUGAGAAAAUCCGGCAAAAAGUGGAUGACUGUGAGCACUGCCGAGAGUUCUUCAAUAAGGAAGGGCGUGUGAAGGUCUCCAGUUCUGCCAAGGAGGGUUCUGAUGAGGACACGGAUGAGGAGAAGGAGACACUGAAAAACCAGCUGAGGGAAAUGGAGCUUGAGCUGGCCCAAACCAAACUGCAGCUGGUUGAAGCAGAAUGUAAAAUACAGGAUUUGGAGCACCAUUUGGGCCUGGCACUGAAUGAGGUUCAGGCUGCAAAGAAGACUUGGUUCAACCGAACAUUAAGUUCUAUAAAAACAGUGACUGGAGUCCAAGGGAAAGAGACUUGUUGAAAAGCAAAACUCCGUCAAAUGCAUCUUCUUAACAACACCUUUUGUUGCCUUCCUUGGCCAGAUGUUUAAUUCUGUGACAUGUGAGAGGACCAGAAUGUACAUAAAAUAGAAACACAGCAUGUCAGGAUUUCAAUAGGUCAGUGAUAAAGUGGAUGGAAACACAAAGGCUUUAUUGCUAGACACGGGAUCUUCAUACUACUGAUAUUUAACAGGUGAUGUAGCUAGAUUGAAGCUCUUCAGAGAAACACUCCAUUCUGCGGUCUGGCUGGAGGCUUUUCACAAACUAGGUACGAGAACUUACCAAACCCUAAUUGUUAAGUUUACAUACAAUAGGUUUUUUUACAGUUAUAACCUUUUUUAAUAUUUUAUUUAAAAGGAAAAAGUGUCACUAACAAAGCAAAUAAUGACUCUUAGCAAGAACUAUAUCAGUGCCAGAAAGUAGUCCCCAGAGCUAGGAUUUGGAGAGCGGGAGGUGACAUGCUUUACGAAGGGGGGUGGUCUCAGCGCUCCUGUCGGAGCAAGCCCAUUUUGGUUUAACAUGCGUGCAUCAUCCAUCUCGUGGUGUCUUGCCAUUUCUUUCUGAAUUACUACUCAAUUCUAUGCAACUGGGCUUUUUUAGCCUGGGCUGCCAACCAGAUUCACAGCCCUAGGUUGGGAGACUUGUCAGAGUGCUAGACGAGAAAAUCAGAAUGCUUGACAAAUUCCGUUUUACUUCUGUGUCAUAUUGUUUGAGCCGCGCUCAUCAACAGCAUUUCAAUCCCAACACCAGGACUGCUAAUACGAGCUAAUCAUGUGGAUGUUUUGUCGUUUAAUUAUGUCCUUCUGUUCACUUUUGUCUGUUUUUUCGUUUUCGUUUUUAACCUGGCUGUAGCAGGCCUUCUGUGAAGUUCUGUAAGGGCUUCCAGAAUUAGUUUUGCACAUAUGUAUGAAUGGGACAAAGAGACAAUAAACUGAGAUAUAUUUGAGAGGCAAAAAUCUGCGUGAGUGUAGCUGCAAACAUCCAUAGCUGUGUGUCGUAACUGGCUUUUCUGGUAACAUGUAUGGAGGUUCUGUAGGUCAUUUUUUCCAUGCUUAAUGCAGUUGCACUAAUCGGUGCUAAACUUACUUGGAUUUCUCAUCUUUUGGAUUGUCCUGAAGUUCUCACCAGAAAGCUGUAGAAUGGAGUUUUGCACCUUGUAAUAUUUUUAAUUUAUAAUGGUUUGUGUUAUGCUGAAGUAUCUAUUGCAUCAGUGGAUAAAUUUUGUGUGCAGUGUGAGUAUAAGCUGGUAACAAUAAGAGGCACUGGUUUGUAUAUAAAGAUAUUUGGUUUAUUUUGUAUUUCUACCUUUUUCUUGUUAACUGUACUAACGCUAGCUAAUGUACUCUGUGACUACAGGAUAUAACAUGCUAUGUCCAAGCUUUUUUCCUUAAUUGCGUACAUUAUCUUUAUUGUUUAAUACCAAAAAAAACCCAACAACUGUAACUCCAUCAAUAUUAGAUGCGUGGACAUUGUGGUAGCAUAGUUGCAGUGUGUAUACUUUAUGAAUUGAAAUAUAAACUAGUAAAAUUGUAUUCCUA
Messenger RNA from Gavialis gangeticus (Gharial), 4893 nucleotides. It is a transcript of the gene RABGAP1, whose product is annotated as RAB GTPase activating protein 1. The record is from RefSeq and is a predicted model, not a curated record. NCBI's taxonomy places the organism in Eukaryota, Metazoa, Chordata, Crocodylia, Gavialidae. The coding region runs from base 130 to 3336 and encodes 1068 amino acids. The transcript is spliced from 26 exons.